Messenger RNA from Aplysia californica (California sea hare), 2287 nucleotides. RefSeq names its product UPF0046 protein K07C11.7. The transcript has 3 exons. NCBI's taxonomy places the organism in Eukaryota, Metazoa, Mollusca, Gastropoda, Aplysiida, Aplysiidae. The record is from RefSeq and is a predicted model, not a curated record. Gene Ontology annotation, molecular function: hydrolase activity. Bases 136 to 1158 code for a protein of 340 amino acids.
UUAAUGCCACGCGAGAGCUAUUUUUAGCGAUGAGGUUUUCCCGAAAGGCUGUUGUCACAACAAUGGCGUCGAGUGAGCACCGACUGAUACAAGCAUGCGACCAGAAAUAGAAAGUCUGAAAUCCUACCCAGCGAAAUGAAUGACGAUGUCAUGUCCAUUGGGAAUGUGAACUGUCCUAAUUCUGCGACAAAAAUUGUCAGGAUUGUUCACAUUUCUGAUACUCACCAUGCACAUAAUACUCUUACACCUCUUCGACCAUUAAGUGGCAACAUUGCUAUACUCAGGAGUACCAGCAUUGAUUCCCCCAACCAAAUAAUUGAUGAAACUGGUGCAGAUGCUUUUGCCAGGUCAGCGUCAGCUCGAUUGCAAAUGCAAGCAAGUGAAAGUAAUGAUUCCUCAUUUCAUAAAGGAGGAACAUUUCUUAGUAGUUUUAGAAGGUCACACUCAAGCUCUACCAGUGUUCCUCCUGGAGAUGUUCUCAUUCACUCUGGCGAUUUUGCUUGGAAUUCAAAAGCUCCCGGACUUUUUCGUUCUGAAAAUUUCGAAGAAAUUAUUCAAGCAAUGAAUGACUUUUUCGACAGGUUUCCCCACAAAGUAAAAAUAUUUGUAGCUGGGAAUCAUGAAGCUUCUUUAGAGGGUAAGAAACUCCUCUCAGUGCAAGAACGUUUAACUUCAGCUGUUUAUCUCUACAACUCCUCUUACACUUACGAAGGUAUUCAUUUUUACGGUGCUCCAUACACGCCUUUUCGCUUGACAACUAACGCAACAGGAUUUCAGCGUCACUCAAGAAGUAUUGCAGCUCACUGGAGAGAAAUCCCUUCCCGCACCGAUGUACUUAUCACUCACACUCCACCUCAUGGUAUUCUUGACCUUGCCACAGACUUCACGGCCAGAAAAGUUCCCAAGUUGUCAUCUGCCAUCCAUCGACUCCUCCCAAAAGGCCCUUGCAGUACCUGUGGUAUCAUUCAUCCAGGUCGCAGUCACUGGGGCUGCCGGCAUCUCAGGGAAGAAGUUUUGAUCAGAAUCAAGCCAAAGCUUCAUCUGUUUGGUCACGUCCACGAGUGCAAUGGAAUUACCACCAAAAACGGAGUCACUUUUUCCAACGCAGCCUACAAGUUGUCUAAACAACACCAUGUGUUUGAUUACUACGUUUCAUGAUGAAAUGCAAAGAUCGUCAAGGCCAUGUGCGUUUACAUCAGCAGCUGUCUGCUUUUCAUACACUAACCAGACAAUUUUUUUUUGCGAUGGACACACAUGAUAACUUGUGUCAGAAAGUUGAAUGUUAUGUUCUGAACUGCUGUUAUUCAAUGUUGAAGUUAAUUGAGUAAUCAGUAAAAUUUCAAUGCUGAAUGAUGUGGCGUCAAGCAUUUAAGAUGAAUUUUUUUUAAACUGUAUUAAAGUUGGGCUGUCAAAUACCCAUGGUAAGAGAAAAACUUCAUUUUAAUACAUCAUCAGUAGUACUGUUGAUUUGACUAAUUAAUUAAUUCCAUUUUGACACUGAUUGCUCAGAAAUAUAUAUAUUAAAUUUACUAAUGCAGUCAACAUACAUUACAUACUGUACAUGCACUGACAAUCUUAAAAAAGGAAGACAUUUUUCUCUACUUACAUUUUUGUUCUUGUACACUUUUUAAUUACCCUUUGGUAUUGGAGGAUUUAUCUGUAAAACAUUUACAGCACAAAUAUAUAUUAUAUUAUUGUUGGAUUCUGUAUAAUUUACACAAAACUUUGGCGGGUGAAUAGGUACUUUUUACCUUGUUUUUGUGGAAUACUAUUACUUCAUUGACCCUUUCUCUGUUGGAAAAAAAAUAUUACUACUAAUUAUAUUAUUAUGGUAUAACAUGAAUGUUGCCCCUUUGGUCUAAUCGACACUGGACAAAUUAGACUAACUCUAACGAAGGUUAAGUCAUUUAUGGAUGAUGUCACGCAAUAAUUCUAGAGAGCUGCAGCUUAGUCUGAGCCUUAUUGAGAUUUAUUUCUUCUUUUGCUCAAGUCUUGAUUGUAUUGUAAUAGCUGUCUACAACUUGACUGGCAGUCAAAGUGAAAAUUUUUGUUUGGUCCAAUUACUUUAUUUUAUACAUGUGUCAGUUGCAGUAUUGUUUUUGCACAUGUUAGUUAUUUUUCUAUCUAAAUCUAAGCCUAUGUUAUUUCUUGAUUGGUGUCUUCCAAGUUUUGGCACUCUGUUGGUAUCAUGGUGGACGAUGAACCAGAUUUUGUAAUUAUUUUCAAAUAUAUCUAUUUUUUCAAUGAACUGGGACGAAGACAUGAAGAGAGGUGCAAAAUAAAAAUA